This is a messenger RNA of Adineta ricciae, 483 nucleotides long. NCBI's taxonomy places the organism in Eukaryota, Metazoa, Rotifera, Eurotatoria, Adinetida, Adinetidae. The record is from the annotation of a GenBank genome assembly.
AUGUCGGAUCAACAGAUUAAUUUGACACAAUUGCUCGAUACAUUUCAAUUAUUCGAUACGAAUAAAGAUGGUGCAAUUAGUUUCAGUGAACUUCGAUCGGCUUGUCAAAAGUUACAAAUGCCAGUCGAUAAAAAGAAAUUGAAGGAUUUGUUUCAACAUCGAGAGAAUAUUUCCUUCGAUGAGUUCUGCCGCAUUAUCCAAGAUUCGGGUCGACACUCACAUGAUGCUUAUUUUCAAGAAACAUUCCGUGCAUUCGACAAAAACUCUGAUGGUUUCAUCACUGCGAAAGAAAUAAAGAAGACUAUGAAAGAACUGGGUGAAACAUUAACAGACAAACAAGCACGAGAUAUGGUGAAAACAGCAGAUUCCAACGGCGAUGGUAAAUUGUCUAAAGAUGAAUUUCGAAUUUUAUUUAAUUACUUAACACAAUUUACAAUGUCACCCUCGAUAACAAUCGAUUCAAUGCAACGAGAACAAAUCUAA